This is a messenger RNA of Episyrphus balteatus (marmalade hoverfly), 925 nucleotides long. It is a transcript of the gene Hr83, whose product is annotated as photoreceptor-specific nuclear receptor. The coding region runs from base 10 to 900 and encodes 296 amino acids. Gene Ontology annotation, molecular function: nuclear receptor activity; zinc ion binding; RNA polymerase II cis-regulatory region sequence-specific DNA binding. Gene Ontology annotation, biological process: regulation of transcription by RNA polymerase II; anatomical structure development; cell differentiation. Lineage: Eukaryota; Metazoa; Arthropoda; Insecta; Diptera; Syrphidae. The record is from RefSeq and is a predicted model, not a curated record. The transcript is spliced from 2 exons.
UGGUUUAUAAUGGCUGUAGUUCUUGGAGCGGUACACAGUUGUGGUCAAGAUUAUUCGGUACAACCGUGUCAGGUCUGUGGCGAUAACAGUUCCGGAAAGCACUACGGAGUCACUUGCUGUGAUGGGUGUUCUUGUUUCUUCAAGCGAAGUGUUCGUAAGGGUUCAUUGUACACAUGCAUAGCUGGCAAAGGAAACUGCAUCGUUGAUCGAGCUCGAAGAAACUGGUGUCCUUUUUGCCGACUUCAACGGUGCUUAUUGGUGGGUAUGAAUGUUACUGCUGUGCAGGAAGAACGAGGUCCAAGAAAUGGAGCAAAGCUGGAAAUGAAUGGAUUUCGAAAAAAUAAGGGACAAAUUCGGUCGUGUAGUGCGGUAAUUUGUGAAAAUUCUGUGCUAGCCAGUAAUGCAGUUCAUCAUCAAAUUUUGGCCCAAAUUCUUGUGACAUGUGUUAAGCAAGCAAGGAAUAAUGAACACUUUCGGAUGCUGGAGGCUAGGCAGCAAGAUGUUAUUUUGUCCAAUGUUUGGAGUGAAUGUUUUAUUUUGAGUGGAUCACAUUGGCCACUGGAUAUCAGUGGAAUAAUUGAGUCAUGUGCGGAUGCACAUUUGAAACAUGUAUUAAAUGACGCACGAGAUUUAAGGGCGGAUGUGAUGGAGCUAAGCUUUCUGCAGACUUUGAUUCUAUGCCGAAAAGAACUAGCAUUGAAUGAUAAAAAUGCAAUUCUUUUGGAGUCUUAUUCGAAUGCGGCGUUGGUUUCUCUUGCUCGUUAUUGCACACAUCAGUCAAAUUGGUUUCGAUUUGGAUCGCUGUUGCUAGGAUUGAGAAACCUUUCGUUGAGGAAAUAUGAGAGCUUUCUUUCUGGAAUGUUUAAAUCUGUUAUAAGGGAUAUUUUAAGGAAUUUGUAAAUAAACCAAAAGUUUUAUUGUUUAA